This is a messenger RNA of Scleropages formosus (Asian bonytongue), 2584 nucleotides long. RefSeq names its product phosphatidylinositol glycan anchor biosynthesis, class F (gene pigf). The record is from RefSeq and is a predicted model, not a curated record. Gene Ontology annotation, biological process: GPI anchor biosynthetic process. Gene Ontology annotation, cellular component: endoplasmic reticulum membrane. The transcript has 6 exons. NCBI's taxonomy places the organism in Eukaryota, Metazoa, Chordata, Actinopteri, Osteoglossiformes, Osteoglossidae. The coding region runs from base 241 to 900 and encodes 219 amino acids.
CUUCAAUACAACUUCCUGUAUCACUAGAAUUGACCUUCUGGAUCCUAAACCAGUCCGGAGACUGUGGAGUAUGUGUUAAAUGUCUGUUUGUGUACUGAACAAACGAAUAACACCAAUAGUUUUGCAGCUUUUGAUUAAUCGAAGUUUAAAUUUGUUUCUUCGACUUCGGUGGGCUAUCUAUAAUACGUAGCUACUAGGAGAGCUUUUUGAAACAUUUUACCACCUGCGGAACCCAGGGCCAUGUGGGACCAGGAGAUUAAGGGCAUGGCCUCGGCCCACAUGUUCAUCGCCUCCGCUGUCUUCGUGGGCACCCUGCUACCGGCCAUCGUGGCGGAGAAGUUCUCCGUCUAUGGAAGCCACCUGGUCUGGGUGUAUUCUGUGGCGGGAUCUGUCGCUGCGGUCAACGUCGCUGUGUUCUGGCUGCUCGGUGUCGGUCUGGUUGCCAAGAAGAACACGCUGAGCUACAAGGUGUCCCGGAUGGUCCGCUCUGGCCUCCACUUCACCCUGUCCUGCUUCUUCUACCACAUCAUUGUGGUUCUGUAUGGUGCCCCCCUGCUGGAGUCAGUGUUGGAGACCUUCUCCCUUGCUGUGCUGCUCUCCACCUUCACCACCCUGCGCUGUCUCUGCCUUUUGGGCCCCAAUGUACAGGCGUGGAUCCGGGUCUUCAGCCGAGACGGGGCCAUGUCUGUGUGGGACACGUCCCUGCAGAUCACCACAGCCUGCAGUGUCAUCGGAGCCUGGCUGGGAGCUUUUCCGAUACCGCUGGACUGGGAUCGGCCGUGGCAGGUGUGGCCCAUCUCUUGCACCCUAGGGGCUACCUUUGGAUUUCUGUCUGGACUCGUCAUUGCCCCCGUCUGGAUCCACUGGCAUCGCAAGCAGCUAACUUACAAGAGCAAAUAAGGAGCGGGGAAGAGGCGGGACAAGGGGGCGUGGCUAAGGGCAGCACCCAUUGCGUAGAACAGCAUGGCACGGGGUUGGAGCAGAGAAGCAGCCCUGGGGUUCCUGCCUCGGCAACAUCCUGUGUAUUUAUUUAUCCAACACUAGAUAAAUCUCUGUAAAUGUUAAGCUUUUUUAACCUGUAUCAGUUUUUUAAGACUGGAAAGUGCUUUUGUCAUGGAUUAAUGUGUUUAAAAAUAAUGUUGUUCAAGUAGUACUGUCUGGGAGGGGUUUUGUGCUGCUGAUAUUGUGUGGACGGUGUUGCAUGAGAACCAGGACCAGGCGUUCUGCUGGAGCUCCCAUGUGGUUCUCCCACCCCAGACCAAGUGCCAUUGUCUGUUUGGUUUGUGAGUUUGUCUGAACUUUUCUGCUUUGCUUCACUGUGUUUGCCUGUCACGUGAUCAGGUCUCGCCUCCCUUGGCCCCGCCCACUGCGUCAUGUGAUCAGGCAGCAGUCAAUACAGCGAGGCACCAGCCGUCUCUUGAGGGCUCUCCUCUUGGGGGCAAGGAUGGCAAUGAUGGCCUCGUCAAACACGGUCUUCAGCCCCUUCUGCGUCAGGGCAGAGCAUUCCACGUAGCAGUAGGCACCGAUCUGGGUCGGCAGGAAGAGGAAAACAGGAAGUCAACACCUGACUAAGAACGAUCCCAAACCAGUUAGCCGAAAUAAUGGACACCAUGAUGGCUAAUUUCUGGGAAGGCUUGAGUGAUGAGGUCAGUGUUUGAUCAUCUUCACCCACUACUGAUUUUGCUCUUUGCAUUCCUGCCGUGCUGCUGUGUUAAUAUGGUGUUCAGGUACACAAAUCGUGAUGGCUUGGGUUUUAUGAUUACAGUUAAAUUAAUGUUAUCACAAGGAAACCUUUCAAUUCAAUUUAUUUUUAAUAGAGCUCAUGCAGUUUUAACCUUCAUUAAAAAAGUUGAGGAGAGACAUUAUUCUUUUCUUCCAGGAUCUUCCCUUUCUCCCCACACUGACAGUGCCACCCCCUACCUCCUUCGCCAGCUUCUGCCCCUGCUCCGUUGUGACGGGCUUCUCUUUCAUGUCGUUGAGCUUUGUGAUGGUCUUUGGGUCGUCCCGAAGGUCAAUCUUAGAGUGCAGCAGGGAAAAAAGAUUAGCAGGAUCAGCAUGGACUCUGUGUGUGUGUGUGUGUGUGUGUGUGUGUGUGUGUGUGUGUGUGCGCUAAACCUGAUUGCAACUCCUGCAGGGUUGAUUCAGACACGAGCUCAAACACGUACACGCCUGGCUCGAUGUCCUGAUGCCCUCUGAGAAACGGUCCCACUGAGCUCCUGUCUGAGUAUCACUUCUGCUCUCUUGCUACCUCAUCAGCAUUCGCCACAGUUACACAACUCAUUUAUUUGUCAAAAUAAAACCUGAUAAAAGUUUGAACUGAAUUUUCUCUCUUCCCGUGUUCCCGCCACGGUUUUAGAUGUCCUGGGACAAAGUGGGAUAUUCCGAAGGAUGUGUCGGAUAGAUCUCAAACCAAUUUGCUUCACGUUGUGAGACAACAUUCCUGUAGAGCAUCUGCCUUCCUUGCAAUUGCUAGAACACUUCAAUAUUUCUGCAGUCACACUCCUUUAUGUCUCUCAGCAAACUAGGGGACACAUACAAAUUUUCAAAAUGUGUGUGCAGAUCUGGUUGCAGAAAGGUGGUAUGA